Molecule: messenger RNA, 996 nt
Organism: Vitis riparia (riverbank grape)
Lineage: Eukaryota; Viridiplantae; Streptophyta; Magnoliopsida; Vitales; Vitaceae
Product: rust resistance kinase Lr10-like
Exons: 2
Coding region: 1-996 (331 amino acids)
Biological process (GO): protein phosphorylation
Molecular function (GO): ATP binding; protein kinase activity
Source: RefSeq, a predicted model, not a curated record
AUGGCAUCUCUCAAGCCUACAAGAUACUCUUAUGUUGAUAUUAAGAAGAUCACAAAUCAAUUCCAAGAUAAAUUGGGUGAAGGAGGUUAUGGAACAGUGUAUAAGGGAAAGUUGUCUGAUGAAGUUCAUGUUGCAGUCAAGAUCCUGAACAACACCAAUGGAAAUGGGGAGGAGUUUCUUAAUGAAGUGGGAACCAUGGGUAGAAUCCACCAUGUCAAUGUUGUUCGCUUAGCUAGCUUUUGUGCUAAUGGAUUUAGACGAGCUCUUAUUUAUGAGUUCUUGCCAAAUGAGUCGCUAGAGAAGUUCAUAUUUUCAAGAACAAUUAAAAACCAUUCCCUAGGUUGGAAAAAACUUCAAUAUAUUGCUUUAGGUAUUGCCAAAGGAAUUGAAUAUCUUCACCAAGGUUGUGAUCAACGAAUCCUCCAUUUUGAUAUCAAACCUCAUAAUAUUUUACUUGAUCACAAUUUUAAUCCAAAAAUAGUUGAUUUUGGCCUCGCCAAAUUAUGUUCCAAGGAACAAAGUGUAGUUUCUAUGACUACAGCUAGGGAGACCAUGGGCUAUAUUGCUCCAGAGAUGUUAUCCAGGAAUUUAGGGAAUGUGUCUUGCAAGUCAGAUGUUUUUAGCUAUGGAAUGCUAUUACUUGAAAUGGUAGGAGGAAUGAAGAAUAUUGAUGUUACUGUGGAAAAUACUAGUCAAGUUUACUUCCCAGAAUGGAUUUAUAAUCAUCUAGAUCAAGGUGAAGAGCUACAAAUUCGAAUUGAUGAAGAAGGAGAUACUCAAAUAGUAAAAAAAUUGACAAUUAUUGGACUUUGGUGUAUUCAAUGGUUCCCAGCAGAUCGUCCUUCUAUGAAGCUUGUGGUUCAGAUGUUAGAAGGAGAACAUAAUUUAUCCACACCUCCUAAUCCUUUCACUUGCACUGGUCCAACAAAAACGAAUGCAAGCACAUCUAAAAGAUACCUUCAACAAGAGUUAACAGUUACCUCAGAAAUUGAAUGA